ACAGAAAACUCUUGAUUAAAGUCCACCCAGGGCACUACCACAGGAAGUCAGCACAAACUUCCUGUGAUGACAGAUGUAGCGCAUCACUGUGCUUACUAAACUGCCAGCAAAAAUACAGAAGGAGUGUGUGAGUGUGCUGAAUACCAUUUUUGGUGUUUUAUUGAGCGAGCAUUCAAAGAUACAGGCAGGGCUGAGUGACGUAUGUAAAGAAGUUAGAUAUAAGCAAUGAUAUUGUGACAGGUUGAAGGACUACUGUUGAAGGUCUACUGCAUAUAAAACUGUUCACUUAAUACUAAUUCAUAUCAGUUGAUAUAAGGACAAAAAUAAUGUAAAUAUGGGGUGUAACAUUUGGAGGCACCGCUGGGAUUGCUGCUUAGAUGUCCGGUGUCCACAAUCUGCACAUCGUAGUCCAAGCCAGCUAAAUCCCCCCCAUACAACCCAGGCAGACUGCAGUGAGGAAAGUGUUGCUGUCGAGGCGAGCUGGUAGCUGUGUUUUAGCGGAUGUUUCCUGAGGCCAGCCAGAGAUCAUCAGGGGCUGCAAAAACGACUCAGCUCGGCGUCACCUGUACAUGCAAAAUUCUUCCUGCCUACUGCCACAAUGUCUUCGGUGGAAGAGCUGCGAGAAGAGGUUGUGCGUGAAAUGCACACUCUGUCCAAAGAUCAACUAGUGUCAAUCUUCGAGUUCCUUGGCAUUGCAGAGAAAAUAGAUGUUAGCAGAAAAACACGACUGUCACUGCUAACACACAUCCAAAUACACAUUGAAAGAGAAGGUAUAACAGUACUUGAGGAUGAAGGAAUGUCAGAACUGUUGUUGCUUAAUGAUAAGAUUGCUGAAGUAAUGAAAGAGACAAUUGUUGAGACUGAACCAAAUGCAAAUGAAGGGGAUUAUUCAGGGCACAGAGAUCAACUAAACACUGCAACCUCACUGGUAACAGAGACAGCUAAUGCAGUUAACACAGCGGUUAGUUCUCACUCCCAAGCUAAUCGCUCUGUCCCUAACUCAUCUGUGUCAAGUGCCCCCCAACGACCAAGCCCUUACUGGCAGAGAGACUUCAAAAUAUCAGGCCAGAUUGGCGAACCAGGUCAAAAAGACAAACUGACAUUUUCCAGUCUUGCUCACCAGAUCGAAAAUGGACUGAGCAGAGGCUACUCAGAGCUUGACAUUGUAGAUGCUGUCAUCAGAGCUAUCUUGCCAGGUCUACAACUACGUAGCUAUUUGGAGGGAAAAUCUCAACUCACCCUUCCGACUCUACGCCGCAUCCUGCACUCCCAUUUCCAGGAGAAGAGCGCCACAGAACUCUAUAAACAACUUGCCUCUGAGGUACAGACCCCGAAAGAGACUGCUCAAAGCUUCCUGAUGAGAGUUUUAGAUCUAAAGCAGAAAGUCCUAUUUGCUUCCCAAGAAUCAGAGUCAGGACUCAAAUACGACCCAGCUUUAGUCCAGCGUAUGUGUUUACACACCAUACUCACAGGCUUCCAGAGUGACAGUGUCAGGAUAGAUAUGCAGCCACUCCUGUUAGACUCUAAGACACCUGAUGAACUGCUGUUAGAGAGGUUAAAUAUGGCUUGUGCCAAUGAGGCAGAAAGGAAAAACAAGAAAAGAUGUCUAGCAUCACAGACUGCUACAAGUGUGAGUGCAGUGCAGUCAGAUGAUGUGUCGCCUGCUAAGAACCCUGUGAAAGAAGUUAAAGCUAAGAUACCACCCGAGCUUUUAACUGAGUUAGCGGAGCUUAAGACAGGUGUAGCCUGCCUAAAAGGUCUCAGUGCAGCGAUAGCGCAGAUUAAAGAGACUCUACAGCAGCCGGUGCCUGGUCCUCAGUCAUAUGUCCCACCACCAGUUGUGCAGUAUGAUAGGGACCAGCAGCAACAACAGUAUUAUGGCUUCCAGGGCCCCCGCCAAAGACCACCACCCCCUCAGUAUCCUGUACAGCACUACACAGGUAGUCCAGCCCGCCGUGAGAGGAGGUGCCACAUUUGCCAGCAGAAUGGAGUCAACGAGCGCUGCACACACUGCUACCUCUGUGGGAGUAGAGAACACUUUCAGGCUGGAUGUAGAAGCAGAGGUAUGAGACCAUAUAAAGAGAAACAUUUAAACCAGCAAUGGUUACCACCGAGGGACGAGUGUUAACCAUGCCCAUCAUCCACAAGUCCCAACAUUGCUCCAACUGUAAACAAGAAAAGUCAGGCAUGAGACGGUGUUCAGCAUGUAAAAACGCACUUUAUUGUUCAAAAGCAUGCCAGAAACAACACUGGAGACAACAUAAGAGACAAUGCACUGGCUUAAAGACUAACAAAGACAAUGAGACUGUUCAGGUACCACUGCCGCCAGCUCAUGUAGACACCCCUCACAAAGUCACAUCUCUGGUGGGCAGGCAAUGUCUGGUUGAGUGUCUCCUGGACGGCCAGAGGCUUCAAGCUCUAUGGGAUUCAGGCUCACAGGUGUCAAUCAUCGAUGAGAAAUGGAAAAACGACUACUUGCCACACACAGAGCUGAGAGAUGUAGCAGAUAUUAUGGACACAUCUGAACUCACCCUGACCGCAGCAAAUGGGACCAACAUGCCAUAUCUUGGGUGGGUUGAGACAACCUUCCAACUUGUUUCCGGAACUGAACGAACUGAGAAAUUGACCAUCCCCAUGUUGGUAAUGAAAGGUUUUCAGCUCACAUGCCCUAUUAUAGGUUACAAUGUCAUUGAAUACAUUGUGAAUAAGACUGACCAAGCUAAACUGUACAGCACAGUGAGAAAAGCAUUUCCCAGCCUCAAAAGACACAAGGUGAAAGCUUUUAUACAGGCUGUUAGUGCAGAUACAGUUGACGAGUACAAAGUGAUGACGAAGAAAGACUGUAUUACUGUACCUAAACAAAGCCACAUGCAUGUUGAGGGUCGUAUAGCAGCAGGGCCAUUUAAACAGGACAUGGUCAUGAUAUUUGAGCCAGACUUAAACCCUCAGUGGCCAGACAAUCUUGAGUUUUUUGACACUUUGGUUAAAGUUAAGAAGGGUACUUUACCAGUCAUAACACUAGGUGUCUCUAACCCCACUGACCAUGAAAUUGUCAUUCCAGGCCGUACGUUAGUUGGCUCGGUUCAGACUAUUACAGCCGUUUUACCUGCCCAGAUGUUUGAAAAAGCCACAUCUGUAGCUACUGUUAACCAGACAAACACACAAGCCCAGUGUAGCCCUAGUGAAGAGUGGG
Messenger RNA from Oreochromis niloticus (Nile tilapia), 3193 nucleotides. RefSeq lists its product as uncharacterized. The coding region runs from base 599 to 2128 and encodes 509 amino acids. Lineage: Eukaryota; Metazoa; Chordata; Actinopteri; Cichliformes; Cichlidae. The record is from RefSeq and is a predicted model, not a curated record. The transcript has 2 exons.